UAGCAGCCCCGUCCAGUCCCCGUCCCGUCCCCGUCCCGCGCCCGCGGCUGGAGAGGACCUUCCGUCGGCGGUGCCUGGGCCUGGGCGCGGCUCUGCAGGCGUCGCUGCCCGCGCUGUCGCAGCCUCCCGGCCCGGCGAGCGAGGAGCGGGGCGCGGCCAUGGGCACCCGCGGGCCCUCCGCGCUGGUGGACACCACGCCCGCCAAGACCAUCGUGGUGUACCGCAACGGGGACCCGUUCUACGUGGGCAAGAACUUCGUGCUGUCGCGGCGCCGCGCGGCCACCUUCGAGGCGCUGCUGGAGCAGCUCACGGAGCAGGUGGACGUCCCGUUCGGCGUGCGCCGCCUCUUCACGCCCAUGCGUGGGCACCCGGUGCUGGGGCUGGACGCGCUGCAGACGGGCGGCAAGUACGUGGCGGCGGGCCGCGAGCGCUUCAAGGAGCUCGAUUAUAUUCAUAUAGUUCCUCGAAAACCUGCAAAGAUAAGGAAGUUGAAGGAAAUCAAACCGGUGGUGCAUUGUAAUAUAAAUGUGCCUUCCAAGUGGCAAACAUAUCAUCCUAUAUCUCGACAUAUAAAUGUUUUUACAAAUGGAAGAUUAUUUAUUCCACCUGCAAAAAUCAUUAUACCCAAAUUUAGUCUGUCCGAUUGGGACAUCGUGCUGGCCAGGAUCGGAGAAAAAGUCUUCCCUCUAGGAGGCGUUCGGAAAUUAUUUACAAUGAAUGGACAUCUUUUGGGCGACUCAAAGGAUUUGCAAGACAAUCACUUUUAUGUUGCUGCGGGACUGGAGACCUUCAAAUAUUUUCCUUACUGGAAGUCUCCAAGGGUGCCCAGCGAGGUCCAACAAAGAUAUGCGAAUGUUGAAAAAAACUCACAGAGAAAGAAAAAAGUGGAUUCCAAAGGAAAAGACCCUUGUCACUAUGAUGGCAUACCCCCCAAAACACAGGAUUCUGUUUAUUAUGCCAAAGAAGAAAAGAAGAAAACAUUGGCAGAACCUUUAGUCCAAAGAGGAGCAGAAGGUGACGUGUAUAAAGCACCAACUCCUAGCAAGGAAACCCAAGGGGCGCUGGACGUCAAAGAGGACCGCAAUGUGCAGCUGGAGCUGCCUGUGGACCAGAGACAAGCUGAGAUAGUUAAAGAAGAUGAAGAGAUACAUGAGAACACCCCUGAUUUUGAGGGCAACAAGGAUACAGAAGAUGCAAGGCUUUGUGAAGACGUUGAAAGAAAGGUGGCCCAGGAGUGGAAACCUGUAGAUUAACAAAACCACCUUUGUUAUCUAUCUGAAGUCCACUUUUCUUCAACCAUGGGGCUUCCAUGUCACAUAUGGACAUUUUAACAGCAAGAAAAUCACAUGUGGGGUGAAACUAAAGCCACACACAGUGGUGUCUUCUCGAAAGCCAAAGAUGAGGUUUCCCAGUUGAGCUCCAUAUUCUUCUUAUUCCCUUUCUCAGUGAUAUUUCUUUUUAGUAAACAUUUUAAAGAAUGAAA
Messenger RNA from Piliocolobus tephrosceles (Ugandan red Colobus), 1483 nucleotides. It is a transcript of the gene DCDC2C, whose product is annotated as doublecortin domain containing 2C. The record is from RefSeq and is a predicted model, not a curated record. Gene Ontology annotation, biological process: intracellular signal transduction. Lineage: Eukaryota; Metazoa; Chordata; Mammalia; Primates; Cercopithecidae. The coding region runs from base 159 to 1253 and encodes 364 amino acids. Gene Ontology annotation, cellular component: microtubule; microtubule organizing center. The transcript has 11 exons.